CACAGAUUAGAAAAAGAAAUUUGUUUACAAAAUAAUUUAAUUAAGAAGUUUUUAAAUAUAACGAUGAAUGAAUACGUGUCGAAAAAUAUUUCCACAUUAUUUUCAUUUGAUACAGAAUAUAGUGCAGAUUCUGUAGAAUGGUGUCCUCAUGAACCUAAUCAAAAUGUCUUUGUAUGUGGAAAUUAUUAUUUAUUGGAUUGUGAUGAAGCUGGUCAGAAGAAACGAUUGGGAACAAUUAUGCUGUUUUCUGUCACACAAAAUAAUACUUUAAAAAUGCAUCAGAUUUUAAAUACUGCAGCUGUUUUAGAUCAAAAAUGGUGUCAUAAUAAAAUAAAUAAUUAUGCAUUAUUAGGAGUUGCAAAUUCUUCAAAAAGGGUUGAGGUAUAUAGAUUAAACAGUGAAAAGAUGCAAAUUGAUUUGAUAUCGUCUAUAGAAAUUCAGAAUUGUGAAAGUGAAACGUUAAUUUUAUCCUUAGAUUGGUCUACUGCUAUUUAUGGGUCAAAUGAACCUGAAAUUGUCUGCAGUGAUUCAAAGGGCAGAAUUCAUUUGAUGAAAUUAAUCGAUAAUAAUAUAAUUUUAUUAAAUACUUGGCAGGGUCAUGAUUUUGAGGCUUGGAUAUCUGCAUUUUAUUACUGGGACACAAAUAUAUUUUUCAGUGGUGGAGAUGAUGGAUUGUUUCUAAAAUUUGAUAAAAGAAUAGAAAAUCAAGCCAUAGCCAAAAUUAAGUGUCACGGUGCUGGCGUCACUUCACUUCAUUCUAGCUGUUUCAAAGAAAAUAUUUUGGCAUCUGGAAGUUAUGAUGAAUACAUAAGAUUGUGGGACAUAAGAAAAAUGAAAAACGAAAUAAGUUCUAUUAAAAUGCCUGGUACAUUAUGGAGAGUAAAGUGGAAUCCAAUAAAUCAAAAUUAUUUACUAGCUGCUUGUAUGUUGGGUGGUAUACACAUUGUGAAACUGGGAAAUGUUUACAAUAUGACUAUUACUGGAAGCUACCAUGAGCACAAAAAUAUUUCCUACGGUGCAGAUUGGUCAUAUUUAAAAGGUGAUUCAUGUAAUAAAAUUGCUUCAGAUGCCACUGCGAUUUUGGGUACAUGUUCUUUUUAUGAUCAUUUACUGUGCGUUUCAAAAUAUACUUCCGUACUGUAAUUUUAUUACAAUCAUUAUCAAUAAAUAAAAUAUUACAGAAAUGUCUUUUUUCCUCAAAUACCGUAUAAGUGAUGACUUAUGCGUGACGUUACUCAAUAAU
Anoplophora glabripennis (Asian longhorned beetle) is the source of this 1243-nucleotide messenger RNA. RefSeq names its product diphthine methyltransferase. NCBI's taxonomy places the organism in Eukaryota, Metazoa, Arthropoda, Insecta, Coleoptera, Cerambycidae. The record is from RefSeq and is a predicted model, not a curated record. The transcript is spliced from 4 exons. Gene Ontology annotation, molecular function: protein binding. The coding region runs from base 64 to 1143 and encodes 359 amino acids.